UAGAAAUCAGGAACUUGACAACUUUACAUGAAAAGAGUCCAACUAGAAGAAGUGGGAGUUGCAAUUGCUUAAUUAAAAACAAACAAAUAUAAAUAAUAGGUCUGUUUCGCCGGGAAAUAAAGUGCAAAUGCAAGCAAAAUGGGUAAUCAAUUGGUUGGCAUUGCACCAUCGCAGAUCUAUGCAGUGGAACACUAUUUUUCAGGGCAGUUUGGCAACGAAAUCAUUUUCGAUCUGAAUAUGGGAAGUACUCGAUUUUUUAAAGUUGCUAAAGCGAAAACCGAUGAGGGGUUGAUAGUUGUCAAGGUGUUUGUUAAACAUGAUCCAACAUUACCAUUGGAGGAUCAUAAGGAACGACUGGAGAGUAUAAAAAAAUCCUUAACGCUUGCCAAUGCUGUCAACUGUUUGCCCUUCCAGCGAGUGGAGCUCAUUGACAAGGCAGCCUAUAUUAUGCGGGAGUAUGUUAAGCAUAGUCUAUACGAUCGUGUUUCCACACGACCUUUUCUUACUGUCUUGGAAAAGAAGUGGAUAACAUUCCAAAUUUUGUGCGCUUUGAACCAGUGUCACAAGCAAAAAAUCUGCCAUGGCGACAUAAAGCUGGAAAACAUAUUGAUCACCUCUUGGAAUAGGAUUCUGCUGUCGGACUUUGCUUCAUUCAAACCAACAUAUUUACCAGAGGAUAAUCCAGCAGAUUAUACAUAUUUCUUUGAUACGAGUAGACGUCGUACUUGCUAUAUAGCUCCAGAGCGGUUUGUCAAGACUCUGAAUUCUGAAGAUGAUCCAUAUAAUGCAAAUAUGUCUGUCAUUCAUUCGGAUUCUAUAAUUCCUGUUCCCACAUCAUACGCAGGCAGCACUCUGCAGCCCGCAAUGGAUAUAUUUUCCGCUGGCUGUGCCUUGCUAGAGCUAUGGACAGAGGGCACUGCUCCAUUUGAGCUAUCACAAUUGCUCGCCUACAGGCAGGGCGAAAGAGAUCUUGUAGAGAAGCAUUUGGCUGGCAUUGAAAAUGAGCGACUCCGUAAUUUACUGGCCUCCAUGAUUGACAUUAAUUCUCUAAAUAGGAAGAGCGCAGAGGACUAUUUAGAUCAGGAGCGCGAUAAACUAUUUCCGGAGUACUUUUACUCAUUUCUGCAGUCAUAUUUGCAAAUGUUCUCAUCGACACCAAUUAUGUCACCUGAUGAUAAGAUACAAUGUUUGCACAAGGACAUUGGACAUUGCAUUAAGGUGCUGACACAAGCACAGGACUUAACGCCUAGUGAGGAAGACAAAGAGAAUAUGGAGAAGAAAGACCCGGUGAAGUGUGAGCGAUUGCCGCCAGAGCAAGAUGGUCUUAUACUAAUCAUAACAGUGGUUACCUCAUGCAUUAGGGGUCUCAAACAGUCUAACACAAAAAUCGCUGCAUUGCAGCUACUGCAAAAGUUAUCCAAGUAUACCACAUCGGAGACUAUACUGGAUCGUAUAUUACCCUACAUUCUAAAUUUGGCGCAAAAGUCGCCAGCCAAGGUGCAAGUUCAGGCUAUCGAAACGUUGACUGCAUGCCUGAGCAUGGUAAAGGACAUUCCUCGUAGCGAUGCCAAUGUGUUUCCUGAAUACAUACUGCCCUACAUCGCAGACUUGGCCAGCGAAUCGAGCGCUGUUAUUGUGCGUGUGGCCUUUGCUCGCAAUAUUGCAGCAUUAGCCAAAAGCGCUGUAUAUUUUCUGGAGGAGACUCAGCGAAAUGCACCAAAUGAAAUGCCCACGCCGCGUUACGAUGCGGAAUUGAAUGCAUUACAUGAUUUAGUUCGCCAAACGGUGCUUAGUGUGCUGACGGACACACAACCCAUUGUCAAGCAGACCCUGAUGGAAUCAGGAAUCUGUGAUUUGUGUGCAUUCUUUGGCAAGGAGAAGGCAAACGACGUGAUUCUCUCGCACAUUAUGACGUUCCUCAAUGAUGAGGACAAGAACCUGCGCGGCGCGUUCUACGAUAACAUUGCCGGUGUUGCCGGCUAUGUGGGCUGGCAGGCAUCGGAUAUACUGGUGCCAUUGUUACAGCAAGGCUUUACAGAUCGCGAGGAAUUUGUCAUUGCAAAAGCCAUACGUGCGGUGACCAUUUUAAUCGAGUUGGGACAUAUAAGAAAGCCCACCGUAACUGAGAUUGUAAGUGAAACUGCCUGCUAUUUGUGCCAUCCGAAUUUGUGGAUUCGUCAUGAGAUUUGUGGCAUGAUUGCGACCACGGCACGCAAUUUGAGCGCCAUUGAUGUGCAGUGUAAAAUUAUGCCAGCCAUAGGAAGAUUUCUGAAGGCAUCGCUUAUACAAGUGGACAAACCGCACAUUCUACUAGAUUGUUUGUUUCCGCCCAUACCCAGACAAAUCUAUGAUAGUGUUCUGCGUUUCCAAGACGUUCAAUGUUUUGUUGGUGCUCUUGAAGAUCGCGCGCGUUUGCGCGAAAAUGCGCGGAACGGCGCUCAACCACAAUAUGAUGAAAUGGGCCGACAGGUCUAUGAUGGUGUGCAACGUUUGGAAGACAUUCAAUAUUUUGUAGGCUCCGUUGGAGAUCGCGCACGUUGGCGAGGGAUCACACGUCAUGGAUCACAGCCGCUGUUUGAUGACAUGGGACAGACGCUGCUUAAUCUCUUCCGACGACUCAUAUCGGAGGGAUUGACGGAGACCAUUGAGAUGCAAUUGCUUGCAAUGAAACCUUUUCUAAUAGCCCUUAAGCACAAGGCGCAACAAGAUCUCGAUGAUGUCAAUACUGCCAAUGGACGUAUCGUGGUCAGUCGUAAGCAGGUUGGCUGCCAUGAAUAUCCAUUGGCGGAAAAGAUAACGAAAUUGACGUUGGAUAAUCGAACUAGCCAUGAUACACAUGCACCAGCGAUAGUUUCACCUGCUUCAGACGCGGGUGUGACUCCACACACAGCUGCGGGCUCCUCGGGCAGUCCUGCAUCCGGCGUCAUGUUACUUGGAGUUCCGACCACAACAAUGAGCGCCGCCACUUCACUAGGAGAAUAUACCAUGCCGGAUCGCAAUUACUCAUUGGAACGUUCAUCGGAGUGUUGCAAGGACUUGGAGUCGCUUACUCUUAAAAUCAAGCGGCGCUACAAUGUACUGGCACUUUCGCAACGUUGCAAUUAUGAUAAACUGGUCACGCCGUAUCCAUCAAACUGGCGCCUAAAUGGUACGCUGGUGGCACAUCUGCAUGAGCAUUCCGAGUCGGUGAUUAAACUUGCGCCGCUGCGACCGGAUGGCUCGCUAUUUGCCAGCGGCAGUAUUGAUGGUACUGUCCGUUUGUGGGAUUGCAGCAAGCUAAAUGGCAACCAAGGCAUUAAUAAAUCGCGUCAGGUAUAUUCUGCGCACACGCCAGUCUAUGCAUUAGCUGCUUGUGAUGCUGGACAGUCUCUGGCUGUGGGUGGCAAGGAUGGCAGUUUGCUUAUAAUGCGCAUUGAUCGUAAUUCCACUAAAAUGACGCUGCAGCAGGCCUUAGAUCAGAAUGAAUUCAACGAUGGUCCCGUUGUGGAUAUGCAUGCAUAUGAUCAGUCAGCGCAGAGCGUCAUUGUUUAUGCUACACUUUAUGGGGGCAUCGUGGCCUGGGAUACUCGUAUGCAACACAGUGCCUGGCGGUUGCAGAAUGAGUUACGCCAUGGCGUUAUCACGACUAUUUGUGCAGAUCCAACAGGCUCUUGGCUGGCAACGGGCACCAGUGGGGGCAAACAUAUCUGCUGGGAUUUACGUUUCCGACUACCCAUAACUGAGAUAAAGCAUCCAGCUGAUUCUUGGAUAAGAAAAGUUGCCUGCCAUCCGACUGAGCCAUCAUAUCUGAUUUCAGCGUCGCAGUCCAAUAAUGAGGUAUCCGUAUGGAAUAUUGAGACCAGUCAACGACAAACAGUGCUGUGGGCAAGUCCAGCGCCAGUCUUAACCAAUACAACUCAAAAUGAUCCAGCAACAACUUGUGGUAUUUUGAGCGGCGUGGUCGACGGGUCGCCGUUUAUCUUGACAGGAAGUUCAGAUCAGCGUAUUAGGUACUGGGACAUAUGUUCGCCAAGGAACUCGGCAUUGAAAGUGCCGGCUUCGAAUGAUAAUUUGGCGAAUGUGUCAUUUAACUAUAGCGCACGUCUUAUUGACGGCAGCCAGGUUAUUGAGGAGCAAAUCAUUCCCAAAAACAGUACAGGCGACUCUCAACAGAUGCGUACUUCCGUAGAGGAAAGUCCAAGAUCUGGACCCGAUAUGCCCAAAGCAAGUCAUCACGAUGCCAUCACUGACUUGCUCAUGUGCAAGGAUAAGGGACAGAUCUAUAUAGCAUCGGCGUCGCGCGACGGUGUUAUCAAACUUUGGAAAUAGAAAUUUAUCUUAACUCUUUUUAUCUGUGAUUAGUCUAAUUAAACUACAUAAAUUAUCCA
Molecule: messenger RNA, 4367 nt
Organism: Drosophila hydei
Lineage: Eukaryota; Metazoa; Arthropoda; Insecta; Diptera; Drosophilidae
Gene: Vps15
Product: phosphoinositide 3-kinase regulatory subunit 4
Exons: 9
Coding region: 139-4308 (1389 amino acids)
Biological process (GO): protein phosphorylation; protein targeting to vacuole; late endosome to vacuole transport
Cellular component (GO): late endosome; phosphatidylinositol 3-kinase complex, class III, type I; nucleus-vacuole junction
Molecular function (GO): ATP binding; protein serine/threonine kinase activity; protein binding
Source: RefSeq, a predicted model, not a curated record